AUGGACUUUCUGACGGCACUUUUUGCAGAUGGACUGCUGGGUAAGAACUUUCAUCAGGUUGUGCUUGAGUGCGUUCCUGACAAUGACAAAGGCAACGCCAUAACAUUUGAGAAAGCUUUUGCCAACGCAUAUGUUUAUUUCACCCAUUUUGCCAUUUUUGGGCACAAGAAUAUCCUUGAUACUUGUAUAGGUCUUGCAUCAAUCAUUUGUAAUAUGGCAAUUCAAUGUUGGAAGAACCAGAAGGCUGUCAAUCUCACACUUCCCGUAGCUAUGCCUGACGGUCCUCUGGAGGAGUCUGUCAUGUCUUAUAUCCUUGUCCAGAUCAAGGGUAGAAGCAUGCUGGGACCUCUGCUGUUUGAAAUUAACGUUGAAGAGCUACGAACGUUUCCUCCAACUAACAAUCAUCCGUUCAUCGCUAUCACUAUGCAUCUCAGUGUCAAACCCAAUGCUGACAAGGGUCUCACUCAGAGCACUAAUUCCAUGGCCGUGAGGUCCAAGGUUACCAAUGAAGACAGCAUUGUUAGCUGUCUUCUCCUUUACACCGGCAUAAGAACCGUGAAGCACAAUGUAAACCCACAUUACAGUAUUCAUGUGCAUGGAUGUUCAGAGCACGUUUAUGGCGUAAUUCAGCCUGGUGAGAAGGAUGCCUAUGCCAGCAUCUUUGCCAAGUGA
Molecule: messenger RNA, 672 nt
Organism: Phanerochaete carnosa HHB-10118-sp
Lineage: Eukaryota; Fungi; Basidiomycota; Agaricomycetes; Polyporales; Phanerochaetaceae
Exons: 1
Coding region: 1-672 (223 amino acids)
Source: RefSeq, a predicted model, not a curated record